AUGAGAGAAAUUAUUCAUAUUUCAACCGGUCAAUGUGGUAACCAAAUCGGUGCAGCUUUUUGGGAGACUAUUUGUGGUGAACACGGUCUUGACUUAAACGGUAACAUCUUACCAAAUGUCGAUCCAAUAAUGACUUCCAAGUUAAAUGUCUAUUUCAACGAAACAUCUUCCGGUUCCAAAUGGGUGCCAAGAUCCAUUAAUGUGGAUUUAGAACCUGGUACCAUUGAUGCCGUUCGUAAUUCCAAGAUGAGUGGACUAUUUAGACCAGAUAAUUUCAUCUAUGGUCAAUCAUCCGCAGGGAACGUUUGGGCCAAAGGUCAUUACACUGAAGGUGCUGAACUAGUGGACUCCGUGAUGGAUGUUAUUAGACGUGAAGCUGAAAGUUGUGACAGAUUACAAGGUUUCCAAAUCUCACAUUCUCUUGGUGGUGGUACCGGGUCCGGGAUGGGUACUCUUUUAAUCUCUAAGAUUAAGGAAGAAUUUCCAGAUAGAAUGAUGGCAACUUUCUCCGUGAUUCCAUCUCCAAAGAAUUCAGAUACAGUGGUGGAACCAUAUAAUGCAACUUUAUCCAUGCAUCAAUUAAUUGAAUAUGCCAGUGAAACUUUCUGUAUUGAUAAUGAAGCUUUGUACAAUAUCUGUCAAAGAACUUUGAAAUUAACACAGCCUUCUUACAAUGAUUUGAAUCAAUUGGUGUCAAGCGUUAUGUCAGGUGUUACUACAUCAUUACGUUAUCCAGGUCAAUUAAAUUCUGAUUUAAGAAAAUUAGCUGUUAAUUUAGUUCCAUUCCCAAGAUUACAUUUCUUUAUGAUUGGUUAUGCUCCAUUAACCGCUAUGAAUGCUCAAUCUUUCAGAUCGUUAUCUGUUCCAGAAUUAACUCAACAAAUGUUUGAUUCCAAAAAUAUGAUGGCAGCUGCUGAUCCAAGAAAUGGUAGAUAUCUAACCGUAGCAGCAUUAUUUAGAGGUAAUGUGUCUGUGAAAGAAGUGGAAGAUGAAAUGUAUAAAGUUCAAUUAAGAAAUUCAGAUUAUUUCGUUGAAUGGAUUCCAAAUAAUGUGCAAACAUCUGUUUGUUCUGUUCCACCAAAGAACUCUGACAUAUCUGCUACAUUUAUUGGUAACUCUACUUCAAUUAAGGAAUUAUUCCAAAGAAUUGACAAACAGUUUGUUGCUAUGUUUAGAAAGAAGGCUUUCUUACAUUGGUAUACAAGUGAAGGUAUGGAUGAAAUGGAAUUUACUGAAGCUGAAUCUAACAUGAAUGAUUUGAUACAAGAAUACGAGCAAUAUCAAGAAUGGAGAGUAGAUGAAGAUGAUGAAGACAUGGAUGCUGUGGAGCAACAUGACUAUAAUAAUAAUGAUAUCAAUGGUGAUUAUAACGGUGGUGAAGCCGUGGAGGCUGGAGAUGUAGAUGCUGAUAAACCAGUUCCAGAAGAAUUCUAA
Molecule: messenger RNA, 1434 nt
Organism: Naumovozyma castellii
Lineage: Eukaryota; Fungi; Ascomycota; Saccharomycetes; Saccharomycetales; Saccharomycetaceae
Gene: TUB2
Product: beta-tubulin
Exons: 2
Coding region: 1-1434 (477 amino acids)
Source: RefSeq, a predicted model, not a curated record